Sorex fumeus (smoky shrew) is the source of this 783-nucleotide messenger RNA. It is a transcript of the gene EIF3K, whose product is annotated as eukaryotic translation initiation factor 3 subunit K. Gene Ontology annotation, cellular component: eukaryotic translation initiation factor 3 complex; cytoplasm. The transcript is spliced from 8 exons. The record is from RefSeq and is a predicted model, not a curated record. Gene Ontology annotation, biological process: regulation of translational initiation. Bases 88 to 744 code for a protein of 218 amino acids. Gene Ontology annotation, molecular function: translation initiation factor activity; ribosome binding. NCBI's taxonomy places the organism in Eukaryota, Metazoa, Chordata, Mammalia, Eulipotyphla, Soricidae.
GCCACCUUUUCUUCUUCCGGCCCGCGAGGUUGCCCCGUGCCGGCCGUGUGUUCGGCUCCCGCCGGGCAGUGCCAAGGGACAGCAGCCAUGGCGAUGUUCGAGCAGAUGCGAGCGAACGUGGGCAAGUUGCUCAAAGGCAUCGACAGGUACAAUCCUGAGAACCUGGCCACUUUGGAGCGCUACGUGGAGACGCAGGCCAAGGAGAAUGCCUAUGACCUGGAAGCCAACCUGGCCGUCCUGAAGCUGUACCAGUUCAACCCAGCCUUCUUCCAGACGACAGUCACUGCCCAGAUCCUGCUAAAGGCCCUCACCAACCUGCCCCACACAGACUUCACACUAUGCAAGUGCAUGAUCGACCAGGCUCAUCAAGACGAGCGGCCCAUCCGGCAGAUUCUGUACUUGGGAGACCUGCUGGAGACCUGCCACUUCCAGGCCUUCUGGCAAGCCCUUGAUGAAAACAUGGAUCUCUUGGAGGGUAUUACUGGCUUUGAAGACUCCGUCAGAAAAUUUAUCUGCCAUGUUGUGGGCAUCACUUACCAGCACAUUGACCGCUGGCUGCUGGCCGAGAUGCUCGGGGAUCUCACGGACAACCAGCUCAAGGUGUGGAUGAGCAAGUACGGCUGGAGCGCAGACGAGUCAGGCCAGAUCUUCAUCUGCAGCCAGGAAGAGAGCAUCAAGCCCAAGAACAUCGUGGAGAAAAUCGACUUUGACAGCGUGUCCAGCAUCAUGGCCUCCUCCCAGUGACUUGGCCACUUUCAAUAAAGAUCAUUGACCCUUGAUAAA